Camarhynchus parvulus is the source of this 911-nucleotide messenger RNA. RefSeq names its product DND microRNA-mediated repression inhibitor 1 (gene DND1). Gene Ontology annotation, cellular component: cytoplasm; nucleus. Gene Ontology annotation, biological process: mRNA stabilization; negative regulation of miRNA-mediated gene silencing. The coding region runs from base 63 to 911 and encodes 282 amino acids. Gene Ontology annotation, molecular function: mRNA binding. The record is from RefSeq and is a predicted model, not a curated record. The transcript has 4 exons. NCBI's taxonomy places the organism in Eukaryota, Metazoa, Chordata, Aves, Passeriformes, Thraupidae.
CCCCCGGCCCGGGCCGCAGCAGCGGCCAGAACGGCGGGAAAGGCACGGCCAGGAGCGGCGGGAUGGACGAGAAGACAUGGACCAACGGAAUCAAUGACGCCAGCAAGAUGGCCCUGCUUGCCUGGGAGAAGGAGACGGGCAUCAAACUGGUGCAAAUCAACGGGCAGAGGCGCUACGGGGGGCCCCCCCCAGGCUGGGUGGGCGGCCCACCGCCAGCCGGCACCGAGGUGUACAUCGCCAGGCUGCCGCAGGACAUCUACGAGGACACGCUGAUCCCGCUGUUCGGGAGCGUGGGGAGGCUCUACGAGUUCCGCCUCAUGAUGACCUUCAGCGGGCUGAACCGCGGCUUCGCCUACGCCCGGUAUGCGUCCCGGGAGGACGCGCGCAGCGCCAUCGCCACCUUCCACCGCUUCCAGCUGCGCCACGGCUGCGCCAUCAUCGUCUGCUGGAGCACAGAGAAGCGUGAGCUCCUCAUCAACGGCCUGGGCGCCUUGGUGAGCCAGCAGGAGCUGGAGGCCACACUGCGGAGGGUCACCGAGGGCAUCUGUAGUGUCACCCUGCACGCCAGCCCCUCCCAGAAACAGGCCAAGCUUGCUGUGCUGAAGUACAGGUCGCACGAGGCUGCUGCCCUGGCCAAGAAAGCUCUGGUGGAAGGGAACCUGAGGCUCAGGGCAGCAAAGAUGAGGGUGGAAUGGCUGGAUCCCCAACUGAAGCAGGAGCUGCAGCUGUGUGAGGAGGAGCCACCGUCCAGCUGGGUGCAGGGAGGUGAGAGCCCAGCAGUGCCCCUUCCUCUGUCACUGCAGAACGUGCUGGACUGCCUGAACACGCUGUGCUGGAAGCAUCACCUGAGGACACCCCUGUUCAUGGCCAAGUGUGUCCAGGUGAACCCCAACGGGUGGCAGCGGUUCUGA